AUGUACGAUGUCGUUAAGCCCCUGUCAAAGUAUUUACAAUUUAAGUCUGUUCGGAUUUAUGAUGUGAUCUUCACACUCCAUUCCAAGUGCACGGUGGUUAUACUGUUGACCUGUACAUUUCUUUUGUCGGCCAAACAGUAUUUCGGUGAUCCCAUAAUGUGCAUAAGCGAUGCGAAAGACAUGGGCUAUGUGAAUUCCUACUGCUGGACAAUGGGAACAUUUAUACUGGAGUAUAAUGACAUGAACUAUAGGCAAACGCUACUGGCAUAUUAUUCGAAAUAUGCCAAUGACUCGAAGAAGGAAAUUGCGGUUCGAAUUGCAGAAGGAGUUGGUGAGGAGAGCGAUAAAACAGAUCGUGUCUAUCUUCGCUAUUAUCAAUGGGUGAUUAUGGUAUUAUUGCUGCAAUCAUUAAUAUUCUAUUUUCCGUCAUUUCUAUGGAAGGUUUGGGAAGGAGAGCGAUUAAAGGAGUUAUGUUCGGAAAUUGGAAAUGCAAUUCUGCCCGAAGACGUCUAUGCGAACAAAAAGAAAAUGUUGGUUCGAUACUUCUCAGCCGAUUACAAGGAUGUUCAUUUCUGCUAUGUGGCUCGUUAUAUAUUUUGUGAAUCUUUGAAUUUUGUCAUCAGUGUAGUUAAUAUGAUUGCUUUGGACACAUUUCUAAAUGGCUUUUGGAGUAAAUAUAUUGAGGCUCUGGCUGCCAUACCAUACUACGAUUGGAACCGUUGGAAUGCCAUGACAUCUCAAGUAUUUCCCAAAAUAGCCAAAUGUCAUUUGGGAACAUAUGGUCCAUCUGGAUCCAUGAACACAUGGGACGUUUUAUGCAUUUUGCCACUGAACAUAUUGAACGAGAAGAUAUUUGCAUUUCUCUGGUGUUGGUUCAUGUUUAUAUGUAUAAUGGCCGGAGUAAAUUUGAUUUAUCGUUUUGUGAUGAUAUACAAUCCUGCAUUUCGUAUGCAUUUGCUGUAUUCUCGAGCUCGAUUUAUGCCACUUUCAUGCAUUAGAAAUGUCAUAAGCGACUUGUCGUUUGGCGAUUGGUUUGUUCUUUUCAAAGUUAGCCGUAACGUAAAUCCAACCUUGUUUCGUGAUCUAAUGCAAGAUCUAUACGAGCAAUACAAUCCAAAGAAAUCAAUGGAUUUGGCUAUUUAA
Molecule: messenger RNA, 1143 nt
Organism: Musca vetustissima
Lineage: Eukaryota; Metazoa; Arthropoda; Insecta; Diptera; Muscidae
Product: innexin inx5-like
Exons: 3
Coding region: 1-1143 (380 amino acids)
Biological process (GO): phototransduction
Cellular component (GO): gap junction; plasma membrane
Molecular function (GO): gap junction channel activity
Source: RefSeq, a predicted model, not a curated record